Caenorhabditis sp. 36 PRJEB53466 is the source of this 1768-nucleotide messenger RNA. The record is from the annotation of a GenBank genome assembly. Lineage: Eukaryota; Metazoa; Nematoda; Chromadorea; Rhabditida; Rhabditidae.
AUGAACAGAUUCAGUAGAGUAAGUCGUAUGAUGGCACUCCCAUCACUCGUUUUCGUUGUGCAGAAAGCAAAACAUGAGCCCACAAAGCAGCCUCGAUCCAGCAGUAGAUCGUCGUCGUCGACGCCACAGAAAAAGAAGGAAUCAGUCUCGGAAUCUGAUUCCAGGAGCGAGAAACCUGCCGCGAAGCCCGAAAAAUCGACGUUCCGGAAAAGAGUAGAUGCCACGACGGCGAAGCCACGAGUCGAUUCGCCAGAGAAGGAGAAACAGAACACGGCUCAGAUUAUCAAGAAGACGGUGGCCAGUCUUCCGUUCUCCCCUUCCAGAAUUCAGAAAACGCCGCCGUUAGCUGAAGACAAAAGGAAAAAACAUGCAUUAAAGUGGGCGGAUUUGAAGUGAAAUUGGGAACAUUUGAGAGCUUCCAGGAGUGAAAGCGACGAGGUAAACAUGAGGAAAUUGAAAGAGGGCGCUAUAAAAUCACUGAGCGGCAGCAACGAGAUAUCAUUGGAGCACGUGCCUUCGAGGAAGAAGUCGGUGAAAAGUGAACGGUCUCUGAUUGGAUUGGACGGGGAAACGGAACUGAACUGCGACAGAAGGAGUCUUCCGAAGAAGACGCUGCUCGGCUCGUCGACUCCUCUUAGAAGUAGUCGAUCACAGGAAGACGCUUCGGAAGUUAGCAAUGUCAAAGUCACGAUAAUGAGCACGUACUUUCAGACGAAAGAUUACUCGAUAUCGUUGGCGGACGACGAAGAGCAGCGUGACACGUAUAAGAAGCUGUUCAAAGAACUCGGAAUGAGCACUCAGAAGCUGACUCUAGACGACUUUCUGCUCGAAUUCAACUCCCUUCCCGGGGACCCUCCUCCCGAGCACUGCGUUGCAUUUAAUUCGUCAGUGAAUCAGAAGAAAAAUCGGUAUACAAGUAAGCUUUCACUAGGAUAAUUUUUUAAAUAUCGAUGAUUUGGAGAUAUUCCGUGCCUCGACACCUCGAGAGUUCGUCUCACUUUCCGGACCAACAAGAAUCAGCCGGGAGCCGAGUACAUUCACGCCAACUACAUCAAGAGUCCGUUCCUGAAAAGAGACUACAUUCUGACUCAGGGACCAAAGAAAGAGACGGUUGCGGACUUCUGGAGAAUGGUGUGGCAAGAACAGACGGCUGCGAUCGUCAUGCUGUGUCAGUUCGUGGAGACGAAUCGCGAGAAAUGCGUGGAAUAUUUCCCGAGGAAUGCAAACUGCACACUGCGUUUCGACAAACUGGUCGUCUCUUACGAAGAUUCGACGGUGAACAAGACGAUGGUUACGACCAGACUGAAGCUGCACUACGAGGGAGAAGCACGCGUGAUCACUCAUUUCCAGUGGAAGGAGUGGCCGGACUACCAAGUGCCCGGAUCCUCGGAAGUCAUGCUCAAAAUUUUGCGGAAGAUACGAGCGAGAAGCAGUCCACCCAUCAUCCACUGUGCCGCUGGAGUCGGCCGAUCGGGAACACUGAUGGCCGUCGAAAUAGCACUUCAGGCGAUCAACAGUCACUUCAAAGUUCCGGAUAUCAAGCAGGUAGCUAGAACCUUGUGCAAUCUUUCCCAUUUCUCUUUCACAGAUUGUCAUCGACCUGCGUCUGAAUGGACGUGCUUGCGCCGUUCAAACAGUUCAGCAGUACAUGCUCAUCUGGAAAGUGGUUCUCGAUUUCGGCGUUUCCAACAAAUUGAUCAGCGAGGAAAUCGCUGGAAAGUUCGCCUCCACGUAUCGUCGAUCUUUCCGCACUUACAACUCUUCGUGA